Molecule: messenger RNA, 1884 nt
Organism: Galleria mellonella (greater wax moth)
Lineage: Eukaryota; Metazoa; Arthropoda; Insecta; Lepidoptera; Pyralidae
Product: ATP synthase subunit b, mitochondrial-like
Exons: 4
Coding region: 553-1326 (257 amino acids)
Biological process (GO): proton motive force-driven ATP synthesis
Molecular function (GO): proton transmembrane transporter activity
Source: RefSeq, a predicted model, not a curated record
AAGUGGCUCGGGACUGGUCAUUAUAGCAGUCUAUGGGGGAGGCCUAUGUUCCGCAGAGGACGAAUAAUGGCUGAGAUGAUGAUGAUGACACUUAAAUAUUAUCGUUUACUUUUACAACUUAUCUAAUACUUAUACUGAACUAACUAACAUGAACAUGCAGCUAUUCUUAGCUAAUUAAUUCUGAGAGCAUCACCGUUUGUUUGAAGAAAAGAGUAUUUAAAAUAAUAAGUACAUAAAAUAAAAAUUAAUUAUUCUCAUGUUAUUUCUGUACGUUGUAUUGGAUGUAUGCAUAUAGGAGUACAUAUUCGUGUUGAGUUUUGCUACUGCCUUUUUAGAUACCAUUUAUUAAAGUUUAUAAUGAAAUUUUAAUAUAUUUAUUUUCUUAGAGUAUCGUAGUAAUUUUUCAAUUCUUUGUAGUUAGUGAGUGAACCUAUUUUACGGCCAAUAAAUAAAAAAGUAAUAACCGUCAUUUUUCUACUUAAAAUUAGUCUAUGGAACAUAGAAAUUAGGAAUACUUCAAAUUUGAUUAUUUUUAAACGUCUAGAUAAAAUUAUGUUUGGUCACCUUUUACUUUAUUUAGGCAGCCAGUCGAGAUUGCUUUUACCGAAAGCAGUACUAGUAAAGCACUCGAAAUCAUGUCCUACGAAGAUGAAGCCCGUAUGUCCUGGAUCUAGUGGGGGUAAAGGCCCUCCCGGCCCUAGGUUAAAACGUGAGUUAACUUCUGGCAAAGUUCGGUUAGGUUUUCUGCCUGACGAAUGGUUCUUGUUUUUUCACUCCAAGACAGGCGUGUCAGGACCUUAUAUUUUUGGAAUUGUUGUCGCUAAUUAUUUGUUAAGCAAGGAGAUUUAUGUUCUGGAACACGAGUAUUACAGCGGAUUAUCUAUCGCGUUAAUGUUGUAUUUGAUAACUACUAAGAUGGGGCCAGGUAUAGGUGCCAGUUUGGAUAAAGAAGUCGAUGCUAAUAUAGCGGCUUGGGAAAAAGGACGUAAAGAAGAGAUUGAUUUUUAUAAAGAUGUAAUAAAAUCAUGCAAGGAUGCCCAAUGGCGGGCAGAAGGACAAAAAGUAUUGAUGGAUGCUAAAAAAGAAAAUAUAAGUAUGCAACUGGAGGCGAUUUAUAGGGAGAGGCUAAUGCAUGUUUAUCGAAUGGUCAAAGGUCGAAUGGAUUAUCAUGUGAAGAGGUACCAAGCAGAAGCUCGCAUACAUCAGAAGUGGAUGGUUGGUUGGAUUUUAGAGAAUGUCAAAAAAUCUAUCACAGCCGAAUUACAACAGCAAGCGUUGAAGAGCGCCAUUCAGGAGUUAUCAGCUAUGGCUAGUCGCGCGAAAUGAAUAUUUUACAAAAAUAACAACCAAACUUUUCUCGGUUAUUGCUUCAGGAAUGUAAAUUUUGAGUAAGGAAAUACUUGUAUCAAAUAAAAGAAAGACUAUUGAAUUAUAAAUAUUAUUUAUAACCUUAAAACCCAUUUAAUAAAAAAUAAAUUAGUUUUAUAACUUUGUGAAAUUGUAUGAAAUUUUUAUGUACAAACUGUUUGAGAAAUGUGCAAAUAUAAAACGCAUAUUUUAUAUUUCAUAUUACUACUACUUUCCGAUUCAAUCUCACAGCAGGUUCAAACUGAAGUAAAUAAUAGUACUACUACCCAAAAUUUUACAGAAAAAGAAGAAACCGCAAGGAACGGUCCUGAGCCACCUGCAUCCACUGACGAUAAUAUAUACACUACGAGAUUAUGAUUGGGAUCUUUAGUGCAAAUUGCAACCUAAUGAAUAUGACUGUACUGGAAAAGGACUUACUUCUUCGAGGUGGUACUUCGAUAUGACUAUUCGAGCAUGUAGAGAUUUUUCCUACAGCGGUUGUUGCGGUAACAACAAUAGGUUCACCACUGCUCAAAU